UCCGGUUCCGAAACAAGUUGACGUGUGCCAAAGACAUAAAUAUAUAACAGCUGUUAACGCAGCGUUUUAGGGUCUCAGUAGAGCGUAAAAUGUUGGAUCUGUUUACAAUAUUCAGUAAGGGGGGUAUCGUACUUUGGUAUUUUCAAAGUACGAGUCAGAUUUUUACACCGUCUGUAAAUGCGCUUAUACGAAGCGUCGUGUUGCAGGAAAGGACAGGGAGUAAUAGCUUUGACCAUAAUACUGUCACAUUAAAAUAUAAAUUAGACAAUGAAUUUGAAUUGCUCUUCGUUGUCGCUUACCAAAAAAUUCUACAGUUGUCAUAUGUAGACAAAUUUCUAAAUGAUAUACACUUGGAAUUUCGUGACAAAUACAAGAAUGACCUGCAACAGAGAAAAUAUUUUCAGGACUUUGACUUCAGUGGCACGUACCGAGCAGUUCUUGCUGCUGCUGAGCAGUGGGGGAAGCAGCAAGCAAAACUCCCCAAACAGAUGAGAACUUUUGAGGAAUCACAAAAAUCCAAGAAGACCGUUGCCUCCAUGAUUGAGAGGAAGGGAGAGGAGAAGGAAAACAAGAAAGCAGGGAAAGCAAAGAAGAAAGGUGCUGGAAUGGUAAAUGGUGAAGGCCCUAAUAACAUAACAGCUCCAGCUCCAGUUCCACCACCAGCACCAGUCAUUCCUGUGUCGCCUUCUUCCAAAUCGAAUGACUUUUUGAAUGAGGAAAUCCUAGCCCAGAACAGAAUGCGACUGGCUCAGAAGAUGGCUCGCAGUCCCAAAGCGAUCAAGCAGAAAAGCCCAAAGCCUGAGAAAGAGAAGGCAGGCAAGAAACCGAGAGUUUGGGAACUUGGAGGGACAUCACGUGAUGUGGCAAAUCUUGAGAGGACAAGGGAUAAGCCAGAAGACAGAGAUGCUGUGGCACCACGACCCGACACUUCGAUGGUGGGUACAAUGAGUGGAGGAAUACGUGACUUGGAGGUGGAAUCCAGUGACUCGGAGGCAGAGUAUGAUGAAGAUGAUGGUAUUGGAGACAUUCAGACAACAAGACAAACUAAUGCAUCUUCCAGUGGCACGUCAAAGGCACAGAGAGUGUUUUCUAUGUUCAGAGGCCUCGUGGGCAGCAAGAGCCUGACACAAGAGGAUAUGGCACCAGUCCUGGACAAGUUGAAGGACCACUUGAUAGCAAAGAACGUCGCUGCAGACAUUGCAGGGAAGCUCUGCGAUUCUGUAGCCACCAGCCUCGAAGGAAAGGUUGUCGGAACAUUUGAUACCGUUGCCAAAACGGUCCGUGCAGCACUUACUGAUGCUCUGCUUCGCAUUCUGUCCCCGAAACGUCGUGUCGAUGUGCUGAGAGAUGCAUUGGAGGCCCGGCGCCAGGGGCGGCCUUUUGUCAUCACUUUCUGUGGUGUCAAUGGUGUGGGGAAAUCUACAAAUCUUGCAAAGAUCUGUUUUUGGCUUGUUGAGAAUGGCCUCAGAGUGCUCAUCGCAGCCUGUGACACCUUCCGUGCCGGUGCUGUCGAACAGCUCCGUACGCACACUCGUUCAUUGAAUAAUCUGCAUCCUCCCGAGAUGCAUGGUGGCAAGCAAAUGGUGCAGCUCUAUGAGAAAGGAUAUGGCAAAGAUGCAGCUGGGAUUGCAAUGGAGGCUAUUGGCUAUGCCCGGGACCAGGGACUGGAUGUGGUGCUAGUGGACACAGCAGGGCGUAUGCAAGACAAUGAGCCACUAAUGAGGGCGCUAGCCAAGCUGAUCAAGGUGAACCAACCAGACUUGGUGUUGUUUGUGGGUGAGGCGCUGGUUGGAAAUGAGGCUGUGGACCAGCUUGUCAAAUUCAACCAGGCUCUUGCAGACUACUCUUCCAUGGACAACCCCCACCUGGUCGACGGAAUAGUGCUCACCAAGUUUGAUACUAUUGAUGACAAGGUUGGUGCAGCUAUAUCCAUGACAUACAUCACUGGACAGCCGAUAGUGUUCGUGGGUACCGGUCAGACUUACACUGACCUUAAGUCACUCAAUGCAAAAGUAGUGGUGAGCGCCCUCAUGAAGUGAUUGCCGACAGCUGGGCAGCUCCUUGUCCCUCUGCAAGCCUCUGUGUGUCUAUUAUACUGUCAGUAUCUCAGAAGCAAUUUCUCUAGCUGCCAGUGUUUGAUUUGUGCCAUUCUGCCGUAUUUUACUGUCUCUGUUACCACAGGUGCUGAAUUAAAUUUUUACAGGAAAUUAUAUAAAAUUUGAAAGGUUGGUUUUUAGUGUCCCUGCCCUUUUGUUUUGAAAUUUCGUGAUAUUUUAAGUACAUACUGAAGUGGUUUUUAAAACAAAUCGUGCACUGGUGAGCUAACAGCAUUUGAGAGCUAUUAUAUAUAAUCAGUGCCUUCACGUUAUUGUAGUGAAUAGUAAGCCACUUUAUAAUUUAAUUUUGGGUGCUCUUAUGUGUCAUGAAAUGACCUCUUAAAUCUCCACUUUCAGUGACUAAGAAAUUUUGACAGGAGUCUGCGCUAUUUCUCCCUCCUCCUCGUCCUUCUCCCCUCUUAUGUGGCAAUUUGAAUGAAUUUAAAAGUGCAUAUGUAUUGAUUGAUCUAGGAAGUAUGCAAAGCACUUUGGAAAAACUUGUAUGAAAAAUAACCUGAUUAUCAAAUGAACCACAAACUGGCUGCCAUACUUAAAUCACUGCCAUUUCUUAAACCGUAAUCAGAAACUUGAUGCUUUAAAAAAUAGAUAAUUUUAAGGUCCUUAGAGAGAGAAUUUCUUUAACUUUUGUAAAUAUAUAAUUGAGUACAGUAAUCCUGCAUACAGAUUUAGGUAUUGUUUUUCUAGUCUCAUGUGAUGCUGUCAUAAGUAUCAGCCAACACAGUUAAGCACUCUAGUUCCGGUUUAUAAAGAGUUUGAAGUUAUGUAAUUAUGAUUGUGAUAAGAAAUGUUAAGAACUGUUUGAAUAUAUGUAAACCAAUAUUAUUGAUCAUACAGAUACUUAACCUUCUAAACUUAGGUUGACAGUUGUCUAUACAACAGAUUAUAAAAUGUAAUUUAAAGAAGUACUGCUUUAGUUUGCAAGCUUGGUAAAUAUCAGUUGCAGCUUUUACUCAUAUCAGUUUACACUUGCAAAGGAUCUUUAACUGCUUAGUUGAUUUACAAUUUUUAGUACCUUCUGCAGUUGCCAAAAGCACUUAAUUCAUGCAGAAACUGCAAAUUUGCUCAUUUGUAGGCCAUAACAUUGACUGUAAUUAAAGAACUUCAGAGAUUUGUAAAUAAAGAAUUACAGUGGAACAGAGCAUUUGCUUACUGUAAAGAUGGUUCUUUGGUAUCCUUUUGCUUGUGAAGCAGAUAUAAACAUUGUGUAAAACAUUAUUUAGAAUAUUUUGUGUAUCUUUUCACAGCACAUGUAAAGAAAUGGCAGUUUGUAUGUUAAAUUAUUGUACUGGUAAAUCUGCUUCCAGUUUUCCUCUCCGCUAUAUCAGUGUCAAAACAUAAUAAAGGUGUGACGUAAAUAGUCUACUUCUGGUAGUUAUAAGUAUAAAACUGACAAUAACUACAAAAUUGCUUCUGAGAAACAGUCCAUAUGUUAAAUUCUUGUGUAGGAGAGCAAUUUCAGUGCACCUGUAUUGUGUUACCUGUCAUAUCCAAUUUUAUUUUCAAACUGUGAUAUUUAUAAGUAUAUACUUUUUAAGUGUCGUAAGAUUUUAUUUGUUAGAUAGCUUCAGCAUAUGUGUAGUGCAUGUGUGUUAAUAUCAUUUUUAGUAUUCACUAUGUUGUUGCCUCCUGCAAACUUGGAACCCACUUUAUUGGUACUGUGUAAAAAAGACCCUUUGUUUGAGAUUCAUGACUAACUUCCAAUGCUGUUCGUAUCGGUUGAAGUUAAUUUUCUCUCAGCAAAUGUUGGAGGUGGUGGCUUAUUAACCUCAGUGCAAGAUGUCUUGUUACAUAGAUUCCUAUAAAAAGUUUUGUUAUUGUACAUCUGUUGUUAUCUUAUUCAUGUGAAAAUGCAUAUUUUUCAUUAAUAAAUCAAAAAUAGCAUUCUU
Messenger RNA from Schistocerca americana (American grasshopper), 4003 nucleotides. RefSeq names its product signal recognition particle receptor subunit alpha homolog (gene SrpRalpha). Gene Ontology annotation, molecular function: GTPase activity; signal recognition particle binding; ATP hydrolysis activity. NCBI's taxonomy places the organism in Eukaryota, Metazoa, Arthropoda, Insecta, Orthoptera, Acrididae. The coding region runs from base 90 to 2039 and encodes 649 amino acids. The transcript is spliced from 13 exons. Gene Ontology annotation, biological process: SRP-dependent cotranslational protein targeting to membrane. Gene Ontology annotation, cellular component: signal recognition particle receptor complex; endoplasmic reticulum membrane. The record is from RefSeq and is a predicted model, not a curated record.